Canis lupus familiaris (dog) is the source of this 6435-nucleotide messenger RNA. RefSeq names its product C3 and PZP like alpha-2-macroglobulin domain containing 8 (gene CPAMD8). The record is from RefSeq and is a predicted model, not a curated record. The transcript has 42 exons. The coding region runs from base 39 to 5453 and encodes 1804 amino acids. Gene Ontology annotation, molecular function: protein binding; endopeptidase inhibitor activity. Gene Ontology annotation, cellular component: extracellular region. Lineage: Eukaryota; Metazoa; Chordata; Mammalia; Carnivora; Canidae.
CCCCCUCCCUGGGCGCGGCGCCCCCGCGGAGCCGGAAAAUGCGGGGCGCCCUGCCCUGCGCGCUGCUGCGCCUCCUGCUCGUGCUGCGGUCGCCGCGGGACGGCGAGUGCGCUGCGCCCCAGGCCCCGCCCUAUUUGAUUGCCGCACCCUCUGUCUUCCGCUCCGGAGUGGAGGAAGUCAUCAGCGUGACCAUCUUUAACUCCCCCCGGGAAGUUAUGGUCCAGGCUCAGCUGGUGGCCCAGGGCGAGGCGGUGGCAUGGAGCCAGGGAGCCAUCCUGGAUAAAGGAACAAUCAAACUCAAGGUGCCCACGGGCCUCCGGGGCCAGGCCCUCCUGCAGGUGUGGGGCCGCAGCCAGCAGGCAGAGGAGGGCCCCCUCUUCCACAACCAGACCUCCGUGACCGUGGACAGCCGGGGCGCCUCUGUGUUCAUCCAGACUGACAAGCCGGUGUACAAGCCCCAACACCGAGUGCUCAUCAGGAUCUUAACGGUCACCCCAGACCUGAGGCCUGUCAGCGAGAAGCUGGAAGCCUACAUUCUGGACCCCAGGGGCUCGAGGAUGACAGAGUGGCGACACCUGGAGCCACUCUGCUGCGGGGUGGCCAACAUGACCUUCCCCCUGUCUGAUCAGCCCGUGCUGGGAGAAUGGUUCAUUUUUGUCGAAAUGCAAGGGCACGUCUACAACAAGUCCUUCGAAGUUCAGAAGUAUGAAGCUGCCCCUCCCUCCUCUGCUCUCCUUCCAGUGUUGCCGAAAUUUGAGCUUCUUAUUGACCCGCCCCAGUACAUCCGGGACCUGGACACCUGUGAGAAGGGGACUGUGCAGGCCAGGUAUACCUUUGGGAAACCUGUCUCGGGGAACUUAACGAUCAAUAUGACUGUAAAUGGCGUGGGGUACUACAGCCAGGAGGUGGGGCGCCCCAUCCUCAGAACCACAAAGAUCCACGGCUCCCAGGACUUUGACAUCUGUGUGAAGGACAUGAUCCCAGCCGAUGUCCCCGAGCACUUCCGGGGCACCGUCAGCAUCUGGGCCACGGUAACCAGUGUGGACGGGAGCCAGCAGGUGGCGUUUGAUGACUCCACCCCUGUCCAGAGGCAGCUGGUGGACGUCCGCUACUCCAAGGACACCAGGAAGCAGUUCAAGCCAGGCCUGUCCUACGUGGGGAAGGUGGAGCUGUCCUACCCAGAUGGCAGCCCAGCCGAGGGGGUGACGGUCCAGAUCAGGGCAGAGCUGACACCAAAGGACAACAUCUACACCACUGAAUCUGUGUCCCAGGGAGGGCUCGUGGUGUUUGAAAUCCCCUUCAUCCCUAUGUCAGCACAACAUGUGUGGCUGGAGACCAAGGUGACAGCACUCCAGGGGAAGCCUGUGGGGGCCCAGUACCUGCCCAGCUAUCUCUCUCUCAGCAGCUGGUACUCUCCAAGCCAGUGCUAUCUGCAGCUGCAGCCACCUCCCCACCCCCUGCAGGUGGGAAGGGAAGCCCAUUUCCCCGUGAAGUCCACGUGUCCCUGCAACUUCACCCUGUACUAUGAGGUGGCCGCGAGGGGCAACAUUGUGCUCUCAGGCCAGCAGCCCGCCCACAUCACUCAGCAGAGAAGCAGGCGGGCAGCCGCAGAGACACCGAUUCGGUUAAUGCACCUUUCUGAGACAGAGCCUCCUCCAGCUGCGGCAGCCGAGGUCAAUGUGUGUGUGACCUCUCUCCGGCUGCCUGUGACCCCUAGCAUGGUCCCCCUUGGCCGCCUGCUGGUCUUCUAUGUCAGGGAGAAUGGAGAAGGGGUUGCGGACAACCUCCAGUUUGCUGUUGAGAACUUCUUUGAAAACCAGGUUUCACUGACCUAUUCAGCAAAUGAAACCCAGCCCGGGGAGGUUGUUGACCUGCGGGUCAGGGCUGCGAGGGGCAGCUGUGUGUGCAUCACUGCGGUGGACAAGAGCAUUUACCUGCUCAGGUCAGGGUUCCAGCUGACUCCGGCACAGAUUUUCCAGGAAUUGGAAGAUUAUGAUGUUUCUGAUGCCUUCGGGGUGUCCCGGGAGGAUGGGUCCUUCUGGUGGGCUGGACUGGCAGCCCGACGCCGCCGGCGCUCCUCCGCCUUCCCGUGGCCCUGGGGCAUCACCAAGGACUCCGGGUCUGCCUUUGCUGAAACUGGACUGGUGGUGAUGACCAACCUGGUGAGCCUGAACCACCGACAGGAUGGUGGCCUGUACACCGAUGAGGCUGUCCCUGCCUUCCAGCCCCACACGGGAAGCCUGGUGGCAGCGGGGUCCUCCAGACAACCCCCCAGAGCAGAGAAGAGGAAAAGAACCUUCUUUCCCGAAACAUGGAUUUGGCGUUGUCUCAACAUCAGUGACCCGUCCGGCGAGGAGAUGCUCAGCGUGCAGGUCCCGGACUCCAUCACCAGCUGGGUGGGUGAGGCCGUGGGUCUGUCCGAGGCUUGGGGCCUGGGUGUCGCCGUGCCUGCCCCGCUGAAGACCUUCAAGCCUUUCUUUGUUGACUUCACGCUGCCCCCCCACGUGGUCCGCGGGGAGCAGGCCAAGGUCCCGCUCAGCAUCUACAACUACAUGGGCACCUGUGCCGAGGUGUACGUGAAGAUCUCUGUUCCCAAGGGCAUCCGGUUUGUCGGGCACCCAGGCAAACGCCAUCUGACCAAGAAGAUGUGCGUGGCCUCUGGGGAGACGGAGCCUGCCUGGGUGGUUCUCUCCUUCAGUGACCUGGGCAUCAGCAAUGUCACAGCCAAAGCCCUAGCUUACGGAGAAACAAGCUGCUGCAGGGAUGGGCAGUCCGUCAAACACGCGGAGGAGAGCUUCGCUGACCGGAGGGUCCCCACCGGGAGGGAUCACAUCAGGCGCAGUGUGAUGGUUGAGCCGGAAGGAGCCCCCCGUGCGUACACCUACAGUGUUUUCUUCUGUCCCAAUGAGAGAGUCCACAUCUCCACACCCAACAAGUAUGAGUUCCAGUAUGUGCAGCGGCCACUGUGUCUCACCCGUUUUGAUGUGGCUGUGAGAGCCCACAAUGAUGCUCGAGUGGCUUUGUCCGCCGGGCCCCAGGACACGGCAGGCAUGAUAGAGAUUGUCCUGGGGGGCCACCAGAACACCAGGUCCUGGAUCUCCACCAGCAAGAUGGGCGACCCUGUGGCCAGCACACACACGGCCAAGAUCCUCUCCUGGGAUGAAUUCAGAACAUUCUGGAUCAGCUGGCAUGGCGGGUUCAUCCAGGUUGGCCAUGGUCCAGAGCCUUCCAAUGAGUCUGUCAUCAUGGCCUGGACCCUCCCCAGGCCACCAGAGGUCCGAUUCAUCGGCUUCUCCACUGGCUGGGGCUCCAUGGGUGAGUUCCGCAUCUGGAAGAAGGUGGAGGUGGACGAGAGCUACAGUGAGGCCUUCACCCUGGGAGUCCCGCACAGCGCCAUCCCUGGGUCUGAGCGGGCAGUGGCCUCCGUCAUAGGAGACGUCAUGGGGCCUACCCUGAACCACCUCAGCAACCUCCUGCGGCUGCCCUUUGGCUGUGGAGAGCAAAACAUGAUCCACUUUGCACCCAACAUCUUUGUCCUGAAGUAUCUUCAGAAAACCCGGCAGCUCAGCUCCGAGGUGGAGCAAGAGACCACGGACUACCUGGUACAAGGCUACCAGCGGCAGCUGACCUACAGGCACCGGGAUGGCUCCUACAGUGCAUUCGGGGAGCGGGAUGCGUCGGGGAGCAUGUGGCUCACGGCCUUUGUCCUGAAGUCCUUUGCCCAGGCGCGCAGCUUCAUCUUCAUCGACCCACAGGAGCUGGAGGCUGCCAAGGGCUGGAUCGUCCGGCAGCAGCGGGCGGAUGGCUCCUUCCCGGCCGUGGGCAGGAUUCUGAACAAGGACAUCCAGGGUGGGAUCCACGGCACCGUCCCGCUGACGGCCUAUGUGGUGGCUGCGCUCCUGGAGACGGGCAUGGCCUCCGAGGAGGAGAGGAGCGCCAUUGCCAGAGCGAGGCACUUCCUGGAGUCCAGUGCGCCCCUGGCCGUGGACCCCUACAGCAGCGCCCUGACCACCUACGCCCUGACCCUGCUCCGCAGCCCGGCAGCCCCCGCAGCGCUGCGGAAGCUCCGCAGCCUGGCCAUCACCCAGGAUGGGGUCACCCACUGGAGCCUGACGGGUUCCCGGGACGUAGACAAGGAUGCAUUCCUGAGCUUCAGUGAUGGGGUCUCUCAGUCAGUGGUCUCAGCCGAGGUGGAAAUGACGGCCUAUGCCCUGCUGACCUACACCCUCCUGGGUGAUGUGGCCACAGCCCUGCCCGUGGUGAAGUGGCUGUCCCAGCAGCGGAAUGCACUCGGAGGCUUCUCCUCUACUCAGGACACGUGCGUGGCUCUGCAGGCCUUGGCAGAGUAUGCCAUCCUGUCCUAUGCUGGCAGCAUCAACCUCACUGUCUCCCUGGCUUCCACCAACUUGGACUACCAGGAGACUUUCGAAUUGCACAGGGCCAACCAGAAGGUUCUGCAGACAGCGGCGAUCCCCAGCCUCCCCACGGGGCUGUUCGUGAGCGCCAAGGGUGAAGGCUGCUGCCUGAUGCAGAUCGAUGUCACCUACCAUGUGCCAGACCCGGUGGCCAAACCGGCCUUCCAGCUGUCCGUGAGCCUCCAGGAGCCCGAGGCCAAGCAGCGGCGGACCCCGGGUCCCGCCGCCUCCGCUGAUGACGAUGACCCAGCGGCCGACCAGCAUCAGCAGGAGUACCAGGUCACCCUGGAGGUGUGCACCAGGUGGCUGCAUGCAGGGUCCUCCAAUAUGGCCGUCCUGGAGGUGCCUCUGCUCUCUGGCUUCCGGGUGGACAUCGAGAGCCUGGAGCAGCUGCUCUUUGACAAGCAUUUCACGCUGAAGAGGUACGAGGUGGCUGGACGCAGAGUCCUCUUCUACUUUGAUGAGAUCCCCAGCCGGUGCCUGACCUGCGUGCGGUUCCGCGCGCUGCGUGAGCAUGUUGUGGGCAGGACGUCUGCGCUGCCCGUCUCUGUGUACGACUACUACGAGCCUGCGUUCGAAGCCACGCGGUUCUAUAACGUCAGCUCGCGCAGUCCGCUUGCCCGGGAGCUGUGCGCUGGGCCCGCGUGCAACGAGGUGGAGCGCGCCCCGGCUCAGGGCCCCGGGUGGUCCCCGGGCGAGCGAGGUCCUGCGGCCGCCCCAGAGGAGGGGGCGAAGAUUUUGCGCUGUGGCUGCGCCCGGGACUGUAGCGCCCGCGGGGACCCGGUGUGCGGCUCCAACGGUGUCGUCUACACCAGCGCCUGCCACCUGCAGGAAGCCGCCUGCCUAGGCCGCGCGAGAUUGGAGCCUGCACCCCCUGGCCACUGUGCCCUCGAGCAGCUGACACCGGCCUCUGCGUCAUACAGUUACGACUAUGACCCAGUGCCCCCGGACUCUGGGCACCUGGCAGCCAGCCAUGGCCAUGAGGUGAUGGACUUGGAGGGGGAGGCAGAGGACAGUCAGAGUGGCUUCUCUUCCUAAUGCUCCAAGCAAGAGGACUUGAUCUGGCUGCGUCCUGUCCCUGCCUGCCCCCCCGGAAGGGGGCCACUGAGGGGAGAGCUCCCUUGCCCCUCUGGUGGGCGGGCGGACCCCACUCCAGGUGACUCCAGCCUCCAAAUGAACCUGAUACACGGAACGCAGAGACCUGCCUCGAUGGAUGACAGGCCUCCUCCCAGCCUUCCCUCAACCAGGGGGUCGGCCUCGAUCCCCCCACCUCCCCACCUGCACCUGGGACUGGCUGCACCCCUCCUCGGGCCAGAGCAGCUCCUGCUCCGGGGGCAGGGGUGGAAUUCCUGGGAAGGACCUGCGGCCAAAGGCCUCUGUCAGCAACUUCCAAGUGAAAUAGGCUGCCUUUCUCCAAAAUGCAAAGGUCUGGCCCCCUUUGGGGCACCUGGCUGCUGAGCCCCUGGACCUAGACCUCAAAUUGUCCCAUAAUGGUCACAGUCCCCACACACACCCCUCCCCAUCUCACCGCAGGGGUCCCUGAAUGUUUGGUCCUGACAGUGCCAGGCCCUUGGAGAGCCGCGGGCUCUGACAGAGGCGCCUUCAGCUUCCUGCCUCCAGGACUAGGUCGAUACCCACCCCAGGGUAUCACCCCCUGAGCCCCUGAGCUCCCGGGACCCCACACGGGGAACUGCCCUCUUCCAGCAUCCUGGGAGGGAGCCCCAGCUCUGCACCCAGGCCUGCCUUCGUUGGGGGACCCUCCCACAUUCCUCUUUGUAACCCUCAGGGGAUGCCUGCCUCUCUUUGCUCCCGUGCGGCCUGUCUUCUCCCCUUCACGGUGGUAUUUAUUGCAGCCGGUGCUGCUCGUCUCUGACCUCCAGCCAGUGGGUCCCCAGUGUGCAGCGCCGGCCACUUUCCCGCGCCGCUCACCCCCACCAGCCUACAAGGGACAGUUCCUGGGCCCUGGGCCCGCUCCCUGCGGAGGCCGCUCCUAUAAUAAAAGCUCAUUUCCAGAGUCACA